AGGUCUAUGAGUCUCGAACUUGGUUAACAAAAAAUGUAAUUGCGAAUUUACGACGUGAAGCUUAUUUGAUCGAACAUAAGUUUCGUAAUGUUUACGUUUUUACGAACGUACCGAUAUAAAAGUGGACGCGCAUGGCAUUCCGACAAUGUUAUAUAAGAGUUGUGUUUCUUAUUCACGCGCGUAUGUUCCUACCUUCCUUCCGCCUUUGCGGACAUGUAUUUCCAUUGUUAGAGGGGUCAAUCGACUAUCUUUUCAAUAUAAUAGAUCCUACUUGCCACCAGUUGACCUGUCCGUAUAAAGUAAUAAUAAAGGAAGAAGAUGGCAGACGAAACGUUAUAUAGCUAGCUUGCUAAACAGUUAUGGCAGUUUAUUCGAUUGAGGCUAGAAAGCGAUAAAUGACAUUUCGGAAAUGUUAGUUAGGUAGCUAACGUUAACUUGUGGCUACCUGGCUAGUUACCGUUAGCUAGCUAACAUUGUCCUGUUACAAACUACUUAUUUAACUAGUUAGACAUUUUACAUUCUGAAUUAACGUUACUAAUUAUACGUAAAUGUGUAUAGCAUCAGCCAGUUAGCGUUCUAGUAGCGACCAUCUCAUAACUUGGCUGUGUAGCGUGAGCUAGCUUAGGUUAGGUAAUUUGCUAGGUUAGAUUGUUGUUGCCAAUCACUGUCUUAUAAAAUAACAAAUGGCUGGGUUGGCGACUGUGACCACCCUUCGAUUGCCUAUAGGCAUACGGACAUUCAGUGAGUUGCGAGAUGUCUCUGCAUUUGGCAAAAAACGGUUGAAUACAGUGUUGGGGCCAAGAAUACGGAUUAAACAGCCAAUCAGAUAUGUGACAUCUUGUGGCAUCCUUAUGACCAGAAACCCCAGGAUUCUUAUCCAUUUGGACAGAAGGACAACUAUCAUUCCCCCCAGCAGAACCUUCCUUAGUCUGGCCAACAAGAGGAAACAGUAUUCAGAACGAAGAAUCAUUGGUUACUCGAUGCAGGAGAUGUAUGAUGUGGUGGCCAACGUGGACGAUUAUAAGCACUUUGUUCCGUGGUGUAAGAAAUCUCAGUUCAUCAUGCAGAGAGCCAGUCAUGCUAAAGCCAAACUAGAAGUGGGUUUCCCCCCUAUAGUCGAGAGAUACACCUCCAUGAUCACCAAUGUGCGCCCUCAUCUAGUCAAGGCUGUAUGCACAGAUGGUAAACUGUUCAACCACUUGGAGACAAUAUGGCGUUUCAGCCCUGGAAUACCUGGUUAUCCCAGAACCUGUACUGUUGAUUUCUCUAUAUCUUUUGAGUUUCGCUCUUUGCUACACUCGCAGUUAGCGACGGUCUUCUUUGAUGAGGUCGUGAAGCAAAUGGUUGUUGCCUUCGAGGGCCGAGCUUGCAUCAAGUACGGCCCAGAGACUAAAAUACCCAGAGAACUCAUGUUCCAUGAGGUGAACCAAACGUGAGCCUCCAUGUGCUUGUACAUAUAUGGGAAAUUCACACGUUUUCCCCACUUUCAACCCAUUGCAUUUUGUGGACGACCAUUAGAUAGAUGACUGUUAUUGGACACGGUUGAAGUGGAGAAUGGAUCUCCAGCUUGACUGCUUGAACAACACAGCCACCACUUGCAUGUGAGAAGAGCAUCAUUUCAGACUGGGACCGUCCUCCGUAUGUACUGGAUUCUUAGGCCAUUCUCCUAUUUAUUGCCAAUUUGUUGCAGAGCCUAAUAUUUACUGAAGCAAAUUCCAUAUUUUGUAAAGUGUAAUGAAUUGUCAGGCUUUCAAGAUUAUUUUUACCAAUCCAGUAAAUACUUCAGCUAGUUAACUGGGGACUCAUAAGAGAACUGAACAUAAUAUAUUUUGGGUGGUCAGAAUUACCAUGUCACACCCAUUUGAUUUUCAUAAGAUGUUUUAACUGGUUUGAAUCAUGUCCACACAUUAAAUCUAUGUAGAAAUAUAAACACAACAAUUUAACUGAGUGUGUGUAUAUAAGGAAAUCAGUUCAUUGAAAUAAAUUCACUAUGCCCUAAUCUAUAGAUUUCACGACUGGGAUUACAGAUAUGCAUCUGUUGGUCAGAUAGCUUUAAAAAAAAUUGACCUCACAAUAGGGCUCAGGAUCUCGUCACACUAUCUCUGUGCAUUCAAAUUUCCAUCAAUAAACUGCAAUUUACCCCACCGCCAUUGAAAGGGAGAUUUAUAUCGCUUUCCUAUAACGUUCCCCUGAUUUGCCUUAAUGUUUAUUUUGGGGUAAAGAGACAUUUUACAUUUUAACGUCAUAUUAAUCUCCAGCACCACCCCAACAAAUGUGAAAACAGCAUGUUUUGGUAAAGUUUACAAUGACAUCCCGUGUGCAUUGUGAUUUUAACCAAUUAUGAGUAGGCAUUGCCUACUAAUUGGAAACACUUAGAGGAAGACAUCUUUUACCUCAAAACAUAAACACUCCCAUUUUCACAUAGGUUGGGGUGGUGCUGGAGAUGUUGAAAAGGGGUGAUUCUGUUGGUGGGAAUCAGGGCUCUUAAGGUCCUGCCAGCCAUUACCACCCUGUUUUUGUAUGUAUUUUAGACUUUAAAACAAAAGCCAAUAAACUAAAGUACAACUCUUUUGUCAAUAUCAGGAAAUUUCAGGUUGUCACAUGAGUGCUUGGCAAAUUAGGAGAAAGCGUAUCAAUUGUCAGCCAAUUGAUCCUUUGAAGCCACAGUUCAAAUCAGUUGCAACACAUAGCAAUUUUGUAUUUUCUGACCAAAGCACUCUGAUGUUGUUUAUUUGGAAUCCAGUCUCCGUACCAUGACGACUUGACCAGGCCAAAGGGAAGCAGAAACCUGAGUGCUGUGGAGACCUGUCUGGAACACUAUUAAUAACUGCGAUGUCCUCAAAACUCCUGCCAACACAUACGUAUCAUACACAGCCGGCACAGAAUAACAUGACUGUUCUGUGGUAAUGUAAAUGCAUUCAGGUAAAGAAUGUGCAACAACCACAUCUCCAUAAACAGACAGCAAUAAAAAAACAGAAUUCGAGAACAGUAAUUGUUAACAUUUGCCUUUUAUUUAAAAUUGUUUUCCACUUUCUGUCCCACGUCCAGCUCUGCUAGAUAAUAAAGUUCAGAUUUCUCCACUUCACAAUGAUCUCACAUAAGAUAUAUUUAUCUUUAUACCAGAAUAACAAAAUGUUUGGUUAGAACAGGAUCAAAUACAGGAACAGGACAAACUAAAAUACAUCUAAAAUACAUAUGUACUAUUUGGGAAAUACACUACAGGGGGUAGACAGUGUGAGGGGGGGCUGUUUGAAAACAAAUUAAAUGAAUAGCCAGGGGGUACUGUCGGUGUUGUGCCCAAUUAGAGUGUAUUGGAUAUGGUCUGCAUUGAAACAGACCAUUACAAACAAGCCCUCUCCCCACCCACUAGACCUGAGAGCAACCUUAAAACUAAACCAAGCAAAUCUGUACCUUAAUAACAAUCCAGUUGAACACAAUUUCUUAGUUUUUUAAAUUUAACCUUUAACUAGGCAAGUCAUUUGAACAAAUUCUUAUUUAAUGAUUAGUUGGUAUGGUGUUUCAGAUGUGUACUUGCGUCAUGAGCAAGAUGAGACAUUACAGUUGGACAUAGUAAAACCAGCAGACUUUCUAAAACAAACAUUUACAAAACAUUCUAAUAGUACAUCGAUUGAGACACGCGUACUAUUUAGUCAAUGCUUGCCAGCUCUCGAAUUACAUUCAUUUUUCUGACUAGAAGGAAAUGUUCCAUUGAUGUUUUUAAGUUGCCCUCGGGUCUUGAAGAAAAACUCUACAAGAAAGAUUACCCCCAUGUGUGAUAUAACAACCCUUUCAUCUCAGGUAGAUUUAAAAUAAAAAUGGAAAACAGUGCUGUCUUCUUACCCUGAUCACUUUUCAAAACAACCUCCCUUCCCAAUAGAACAGAGCUAUUUGUGAAGCACUGUACAAAGCAACCUGCAUAGUAUUCCAUUUACCAGAAGUGCAAUGGGUUUGGCGAACACUGGCAAAAAAAUGGUGUAAUAAGUGAACUUGGCCUUGAUUUAUAGUGGUGUGACAUCAAUCAUUGAUGAAAGGGGCAGCAGUAUACUUUUACGAACCUACAGACCCUGGUCAUUUGCAGACUGUACAUAUUCUUCUGUGGUUAUAUUAAAGAAGGACCUUGCCUGCCA
This is a messenger RNA of Oncorhynchus nerka (sockeye salmon), 4127 nucleotides long. Its product is annotated as coenzyme Q-binding protein COQ10 homolog B, mitochondrial-like. Gene Ontology annotation, molecular function: ubiquinone binding. The transcript has 5 exons. Gene Ontology annotation, biological process: ubiquinone biosynthetic process; cellular respiration. NCBI's taxonomy places the organism in Eukaryota, Metazoa, Chordata, Actinopteri, Salmoniformes, Salmonidae. Gene Ontology annotation, cellular component: mitochondrion. The record is from RefSeq and is a predicted model, not a curated record. The coding region runs from base 684 to 1436 and encodes 250 amino acids.